AUGCUCUCAACCGCCACCAGAGAUAACACAACGCCGGCGCCCGUCCUUCCUCCGUCAGAUCGACCGCCGGACACAGCACCGAACCCAACGACAGCGGACCUAACCCCUGAGAAAGAACAGGUGGCCGUGGCCACAAACUCCUCGAGUAUGAUUAUUGAUUCCGUUCCCCUGUUUUUGUCUCCGCAGGUCCCCGAGACUAUGGUGAUGACGGAAGAAGCAGGGCAUGGAGGGAAAAAGGAUCGGCUUCAACCCUUUUCGUAUGCAACUGCGGUGGCAAGGGGGAUGUUCUCGAUCCCGGCACCUGACUCGGUGAGAACUUGGACGCCGGUAGGGGAACACGACUUGGUGUCGGGCGAGCGCAAUGGUGAACCGGCACUAACGGUGUCGGCCGAAUUCAAGGCCAAGAUUUGUGCACCGUGGCAAAAAGCUCUUGUGGUCCGGCUAUUGGGACUAAGGAUCGGAUUUGUCAACCUCUGCAACCGUCUUAGAGGAUUGUGGAGGCCAAAGGGGAACAUGGAGGUGAAGGACCUGGAUCAUGAUUGUUUUCUGGUGAAGUUAGACAACGAACAGGACUAUUAUCGGGCUCUUACAGAUGGUCCUUGGGUUGUCUACGAUCACUAUUUGGUGGUGCAGUAG
This is a messenger RNA of Linum trigynum, 636 nucleotides long. The record is from the annotation of a GenBank genome assembly. NCBI's taxonomy places the organism in Eukaryota, Viridiplantae, Streptophyta, Magnoliopsida, Malpighiales, Linaceae.